AUGAAUUACCUGAAACACAAAGAUUGUUUUGCCUACAUCUACGAUGACUGGCUCCAUUGUCACAAACAAUCGCAGAAUAUUAUGUCGGAGGUGGCACAUUCUGUCGAUACCAAUGUGACGGAAAAAUUCAUGGAAAUUUGUUGUGCCCGCUACGCCUACGAGACGUGCGUCUACAACAGCGCCCGCUACAAAUGCUACAAACAUUCGGCCAAUUAUGCCCGGGAAAUGGCCAAAAUGUUAACAAAUGAAACCCAAUUUCAGAAUUGUCGUCAAUACGAAGAAUCCAUGUGUAACCAUCAGCCGGCCACGAUGGCGAUUGGAGGCCACCUCACAUAUUUGAGUACCGUUGUUAUGCUGCUGUGGUCGAUGUUCAUUAGACGUGCGCCCACACUUGCGAGGUUACACAAUUGGUGGUCCAUAGGCGGUGGUAGUUUCGACAAAUGA
Musca vetustissima is the source of this 444-nucleotide messenger RNA. RefSeq lists its product as uncharacterized. The transcript has 3 exons. Bases 1 to 444 code for a protein of 147 amino acids. Lineage: Eukaryota; Metazoa; Arthropoda; Insecta; Diptera; Muscidae. The record is from RefSeq and is a predicted model, not a curated record.